This is a messenger RNA of Panicum virgatum (switchgrass), 1029 nucleotides long. Its product is annotated as pyruvate dehydrogenase E1 component subunit beta-4, chloroplastic-like. Gene Ontology annotation, biological process: pyruvate decarboxylation to acetyl-CoA. NCBI's taxonomy places the organism in Eukaryota, Viridiplantae, Streptophyta, Magnoliopsida, Poales, Poaceae. Bases 50 to 997 code for a protein of 315 amino acids. The transcript has 2 exons. Gene Ontology annotation, molecular function: pyruvate dehydrogenase (acetyl-transferring) activity. The record is from RefSeq and is a predicted model, not a curated record.
UCAUGAGGUCUUGCUGUUUGAGGCUCUUCGUGAGGCCUUGAUAGAAGAGAUGAAACUGGAUCCAACAGUGUGCGUGUUUGGUGAAGAUGUUGGUCAUUAUGGUGGUUCUUACAAGGUGACAAAAGGUUUGGCUGAUAUGUUUGGAGACCUCCGAGUCCUGGAUACCCCUAUUGCUGAGAACUCAUUUACUGGCAUGGGGGUUGGAGCAGGAAUGAAAGGGCUGAGGCCUGUUGUUGAAGGCAUGAACAUGGGCUUCCUGCUCCUUGCUUACAAUCAUAUCUCAAACAACUGUGGCAUGCUUCACUACACUUCUGGUGGCCAGUUUAAAAUCCCACUUGUGAUCCGGGGCCCUGGUGGUGUGGGUCGUCAGCUUGGAGCAGAGCACUCACAGCGUUUGGAGUCAUAUUUCCAGUCAAUCCCUGGCCUGCAAAUGGUUGCCUGCUCAACUCCUUACAACGCUAAAGGUCUAAUGAAAGCCGCUAUCAGGAGUGAGAAUCCUGUGGUGCUGUUUGAGCACGUUCUUCUGUACAACCUGAAGGAGAAAAUUCCCGAUGAGGAAUAUGUGCUCUGCUUGGAGGAGGCCGAGGAGAAUUCAGAAGACUCUUUUGUUUUGACGAUACCAACAGACCACGUGACCAUCCUCACGUACUCGCGUAUGAGGUACCACGUUAUGCAGGCCGCAAAGACUCUGGUGAACAAAGGGUACGAUCCUGAGGUCAUUGACAUCAGGUCGCUGAAGCCAUUCGACCUGCACACGAUUGGCAACUCCAUCAAGAAGACGCACCGCGUGCUGAUCGUGGAGGAGUGCAUGCGCACGGGAGGGAUCGGUGCCAGUCUGAGGUCGGCAAUCAUCGACAACUUCUGGGACUACCUUGACGCCCCCAUCAUAUGCUUGUCAUCACAGGAUGUGCCGACGCCAUAUGCUGCGACCCUGGAGGAUGCGACUGUGGUGCAGCCUGCCCAGAUCGUGGCUGCGGUUGAGCAAAUCUGCCAAUAGGAUGGCUGGCUGAUGAAUGUGUUGAAUUGUUA